UAAAAAACAAAUUCCCCAAAUUGAAGUUUUCAUCCAAGAUUAGAAUCCCCUGGCAUCAGAAAUCACAUAUUCUCUCUCCUCUUUCCUCUUUCCUCUUUCCCUCCCAAAAUUUCCGAAGAGGAAGAAAUCUCGUUCGUAUCUCUCUCCUCUCGGGAUUAUUUCGCUUCUUUUUAUCUAGAUUUUAUCUCUAAUGGCUUCCGAAAAUUUCACCGACAAAAAUGCCAUUUUCAGAAAGCUCAGAGCUAAAUCCGAGAAUAAGAUGUGUUUCGAUUGUAAUGCGAAGAACCCUACUUGGGCGUCGGUGACCUAUGGGAUCUUCCUGUGUAUCGACUGCUCCGCGGCUCACCGGAGCCUCGGUGUUCAUAUCAGUUUCGUCAGGUCUACAAACUUGGAUUCAUGGUCACCUGAGCAGUUGAAGAUGAUGUUCUUUGGGGGAAACAACCGUGCUCAUACAUUCUUUAAGCAGCAUGGAUGGGGUGAAGGAGGAGGCAAGGUUGAAGCUAGAUAUACAUCACGAGCUGCUGAUUUAUACAAGCAAAUACUGGCGAAAGAAGUUGCUAAAAAUUCUGUUGAAGAUUCUAGUUUACCUUCUUCUCCAGUGGCUUCACAGUCUGCCCAGGCAUCUAACGGAUUUUCUGAUGCUAACAGCAGUGAAAUUCCAAAGGAAAUUGUAAUAGAAAAGAAGGAAACAGCUGACUUACCUGCUUCUCCAACAGCUCGUUCUGUAAGUACUUCUACUGUCAAGAGACCUCUUGGACUUGGAGCAAAGAAAGCUGGAAAAAGUGGAGGGCUGGGUGCUAGAAAGCUUACGAAAAAGCCAAAUGAGGACCUUUAUGAGCAGAAGCCAGAGGAGCCCCCUGCUCCUGUUGCUACCCCAAGUAGCAAGCCACUCCCUGUUGGAUCAUCUUAUCUUUCUCGCUUCGAGUAUGUUGAAAACAAUAAUACUACCGGAACAGAGAAAAUGUCAGAUGGACCUCAGAUGAUUAGCCAUGUUGCACCACCCAAGUCAUCAAGCUUUUUCGCAGACUUUGGUAUGGACAGUGGUUUCCAGAGAAAAGGAAGCUUAAAUUCUUCAAAAUUACAGGUGGAAGAAACUGAUGAGGCCAGGAAAAAGUUCUCAAAUGCUAAAUCAAUUUCCUCUUCUCAAUACUUUGGAGACCAGAGCAGAGCUGGUGAUUUGGAUGCUCGAGCUUCCCUGCAAAAGUUUUCUGGAUCAAGUGCAAUCUCUAGUGCCGAUCUUUUUGGACAUGAUGGUGACAAUUCUUCUCUUGAUGUAUCUGCAAGUGAUCUCAUCAACCGUUUAUCAUUCCAGGCACAACAAGAUAUAUCUUCCUUGAAGAAUAUUGCCGGAGAAACAGGGAAGAAGCUCGGUACCCUGGCGUCGUCGUUGAUAACUGAUCUUCAGGAUAGAAUCCUUUAGUGUAAUGUCUGUAAUCAUUUGAAAAUUGUCACAAAUACAAGGAGAGAUUAAUUUAGUAUAUGUAAAAUGAGUUUUUUCUUGCAAUUCUUUGGAAAACGAAUAAGAUUUUGCACUCUUUCCUAGUUUCCUGUGUGCUUGCCUAGCAUAUUGUGUUGUGAGGGACCAAGAGUGUUUCAUUGUUACGACUUACGAAUUGUCAUUUUUGUCUUUAUAUUUAGUUAGUUAUUAUUACUGUGUAAACAUAGCAGAAUUUUCAAUCUCUGCUAUGGUCCUGUCUGUGGCGAUCAACUGUGUUUUCUUAUAUGAUUUUUAUUGUUGCUACUA
This is a messenger RNA of Beta vulgaris subsp. vulgaris (sugar beet), 1744 nucleotides long. Its product is annotated as probable ADP-ribosylation factor GTPase-activating protein AGD9. The transcript has 7 exons. The record is from RefSeq and is a predicted model, not a curated record. The coding region runs from base 191 to 1420 and encodes 409 amino acids. Gene Ontology annotation, biological process: COPI coating of Golgi vesicle. Gene Ontology annotation, molecular function: GTPase activator activity. NCBI's taxonomy places the organism in Eukaryota, Viridiplantae, Streptophyta, Magnoliopsida, Caryophyllales, Amaranthaceae.